GGUAGAUGUCACAGCUGUGUCAAUAGCAAAAUGUAUCUUUUCAUCCCAUAGCUUCUUUCAACCAAAUUUGUCCAGCAGGCCAAAACUAGAUAAAGCUCUAAACGUUUCCCAGUGUGGGAGGCAUGCGGGGUGAGAGAGCCAUGUUCUGGCUGUCACAUCCUUGCUAGGCUGCUGUGCAACACUUUUGUAGCAGCACAGCCAGGUGUUGAGUCUCUGUGGUUUUUGUUUUUUGAGAUGGAGUCCCGCUCUGUCACCCAGGCUGCAUUGCAACGGCCUGACCUCGGCUCUCUGUAACCUCUGUCUCCCAGGUUCAAGCAAUUCUUCUGCCUCAUCCUCCCAAGUAGCUGGGAUUACAGUCACCCGCCAUCAUGCCCAGCUAAUUUUUUGUAUUUUUAGUAGAAACAGGGUUUCACCAUGUUAGCCAGGCUGGUCUUGAACUCCUGACCUCAGGUGAUCACCCACCUCGGCUUCCCAGAGUGCUGGGAUUACAGGCCUGAGCCACCACGCCCAGCAGAGUCUCUGUUUUAAAGUAUUCUGUUACUUCCUCUGGGUGUUACAAUUUGGAAACUGCAAUAACAUUUCAAGCUCAGUCCUUUUAGUAAUAUUAUUUUUUUAUCCCAAGUUUCUUAAAGGGCCAGAUUGUAAAUAUUUUAGGUUUUGUGGGCUUUGAAACAAAAUCAAUAUUGUGUAGGUGCAGUCCUUGGUAUUUGGGAGAUUGGUGCCAGGACCCCCUCAGAUAUCAAAAUCCGUAGAUGCCCAAGUCCUGAUAUAAAAUGGCAUAGUAUUUGCAUAUAACCUAAGCACAUCCUCUAUGUACUUUAAAUCAUCUCUAAGCACUUACAAUACCUAAUACAAUGUAAAUGCUAUGUAAAUAGUUGGUAUAAUGUAUUUUUUAAAAUUUGUAUUUUUUUCCAAAUAUUUUCCAUUCACAGUUGGUUGAUUAUGCGGAUGCAGAACCGUCAGAUAGAGAGGGCCAACUGCACCAUUUAAAAUGUGCCACUUAGAAAUCCCCAUGGCUGGGGGUUAUGGAGUGAUGGGUGACGAUGGUUCUAUUGAUUAUACUGUUCAUGAAGCCUGGAAUGAAGCCACCAAUGUUUACUUGAUAGUUAUCCUUGUUAGCUUCGGUCUCUUCAUGUAUGCCAAAAGGAACAAAAGGAGAAUUAUGAGGAUAUUCAGUGUGCCACCUACAGAGGAAACUUUGUCAGAGCCCAACUUUUAUGACACGAUAAGCAAGAUUCGUUUAAGACAACAACUGGAAAUGUAUUCCAUUUCAAGAAAGUACGACUAUCAGCAGCCACAAAACCAAGCUGACAGUGUGCAACUCUCAUUGGAAUGAAACCUCAGAAAAUGAGCAACAGAAGUAAUUGUUUCAAGCUCCUGAUUCUUUCUACUAAAUCAUGAACAGCUUUAAAAACAUUUCUGUCUGCAUAAAAUUAUUUUACUUGUAACUUUUCCCCAAUUGUUCUGUGCAUUGUUUUGCCUUUUUAAAUUACAUCUCCAAGUGGCUCAAAAGGCCUUGACACAGGGAACCUGCACAUAUCCAGGAUAUGUGUAACCAGCGAUGGUGACUUGACCUUGCCAAGACCUGUGAUUCCUUCAGGAUACAAUCAGUGAGAAAUAAAAACACAUCUUGGGAAGUGGGAAUCCUGGAGUUUAUGCCAUUUGCAAUAUUAAAAAAUAAAAACGCAAGUUAUUAUUUCAAUAAUAA
This is a messenger RNA of Pan troglodytes (chimpanzee), 1708 nucleotides long. It is a transcript of the gene SMIM19, whose product is annotated as small integral membrane protein 19. The record is from RefSeq and is a predicted model, not a curated record. Lineage: Eukaryota; Metazoa; Chordata; Mammalia; Primates; Hominidae. The transcript is spliced from 4 exons. Bases 992 to 1336 code for a protein of 114 amino acids.